Psammomys obesus (fat sand rat) is the source of this 552-nucleotide messenger RNA. It is a transcript of the gene Epgn, whose product is annotated as epithelial mitogen. Gene Ontology annotation, biological process: epidermal growth factor receptor signaling pathway; positive regulation of mitotic nuclear division; positive regulation of cell population proliferation. The transcript is spliced from 5 exons. The record is from RefSeq and is a predicted model, not a curated record. NCBI's taxonomy places the organism in Eukaryota, Metazoa, Chordata, Mammalia, Rodentia, Muridae. Bases 1 to 552 code for a protein of 183 amino acids.
AUGGAAGAAAGGCUCAGAGUGUGCAAUAAAAACCCUCCACCUAGCAGCCUAGGAGGAGCAGAGAAAGAAGUUCACCAGCUACAAGAUAUGGCCCUGGAGCUUCCAAUUGGAGUCUGCCUCCUGUUCAAAGCAAUGACAGCGGCACUGACCGAAGAAGCAGAGGUGCCCACGAUCCCCGCAAGCACAGCACAGCAGAGCAACUGGACAGCUAACGACACGGAAGCUGACUACAUAGAAGGACCUGUAGCUUUGAAGUUCUCCCACCCUUGUCUGGAAGACCAUAAUAGUUACUGCAUUAACGGAGUGUGUGCAUUCCACCAUGAGCUGAAGAAAGCCAUUUGCAGAUGCUUCACUGGUUAUACGGGAGAAAGGUGUGAGCAUUUGACCCUAACCUCAUAUGCUGUGGAUUCUUAUGAAAAAUACAUUGCGAUUGGGAUUGGAGUCGGAUUGUUGAUGAGUGCUUUUCUUGCUGUCUUCUAUUGCUACGUAAGAAAAAGGUGUCUAAGUCUGAAAUCACCUUACACCAUCUGCUCCGCAGGGAGACCAUUGUGA